Didymella exigua CBS 183.55 is the source of this 1354-nucleotide messenger RNA. RefSeq lists its product as uncharacterized. Bases 231 to 1205 code for a protein of 324 amino acids. The transcript has 2 exons. Lineage: Eukaryota; Fungi; Ascomycota; Dothideomycetes; Pleosporales; Didymellaceae. The record is from RefSeq and is a predicted model, not a curated record.
CAAUUCCAAGCAUGCUGUAUGUCGCACUGUACAUGGAAUGAGCCGCGAUGCAAGCAGCAACCCAUGCUGCGGCAAGGCUAUCAACGGAGCAACGUGAUGGACUAACGAUGGCGUGUGCUGGAACCGUGUUCUGGAACUCCGCAUUCGUGACCCUCACCGAUGUCUGCUGUAACACCACUUCCCCACUUCGGUAAUCCCAAGCCUUCCGCCCCGCUGUCAACAAUAACACCAUGGCUGGACGACCUUACCUCAGCCUGCAGCGCGUUCGUGUCGAGGACGUUCCACAGCACCCCGAAAUCAAAAAUCUCGCGGCAAAUGCUCCGGCUCCGACAACGUUUCUCACCGCCGUCUUCAGCGAAGCCUUGAAAGAGGAUUUCGAGACGGGUUUCACGGUCGAAGGCAUUUGGGCGCCUACCGGCAAGAAUGUCAAGAUCACGGGACUCGAAGGUGGCUCCUCAGCUGUACCUGUUUCGGUUGAGCAGCGCAAGAAGGGCAAGGGUGACAACACGUGGUUUGCAAGACGCUCAAAGCAUGCGGAGACCGACGUAAGACACACGGAGCUUGAUGCCUUGUUAAUGAACGACCAUAGCUGGUGGGAAUACCAGUACACCCCGGAUCUGUAUGAUGGCAAUCUGCUCUUGGAGUGGGAUGCCAACAUGUUGGCAGAAGCUGAGGGCAGCCUGAAGCAAGAUUUGGGGAUAGGUGGUGUGGAAAUGCGCGUCGUUCAGAUGUUCCAUGUUCUGCCGGGCCCACUGCAAGACCGUGUGUUCCAUGCGCUCGCGAUAUCUGGCAAGCAAGAAGGUCAGUCUAUCAACAUGCAAAUACCUAUCGACUACUCGUCUUUCGUUGCAGUGGAGACGAUCCGGGCCAGGAGCCGUUUGAAGCCCCAGGGCAAUGCCUUCCGAUACAACACAAAUGCGAACCGCCAUGAGAACAGAGAGCCCAAGCCUACCAAAAUGCAGCAGGAAAGGAGCGGCAAGAGAGUGACGGAAGGUAUAUACGCCUCUUUGGAGCGCAUUCGCAUACAUACAGGCACAGAGCCUCAGUACACGCAGUGGGACAUGAUGACGCUCAGCAACGCAGGAGGCGUCGUUUCUUCAGUCCCGGUAGCAAUGCAGAAGGGCCAACUACUAGAGGCCGUGAGCAAGGAUGUACAGUUCGUAAUUCAGGAGGUUGGAAAGCGUAGAGAGGGUGGAAAAGUAUAGUGGGGCUUAGUGGUGUGCGAAAAGGUCCACGGGACGGAACACAUGCCGCAGACUGCAGAUGCGCGUGGCUCCAUGCCAAACCGAACCACACCAGGGCUUUCGCUGUCGAGCUCCAGCCCUCAGCCUCAUCGCACGCAUGGCUAAGCCAC